Messenger RNA from Paramecium sonneborni, 1098 nucleotides. The record is from the annotation of a GenBank genome assembly. Lineage: Eukaryota; Ciliophora; Oligohymenophorea; Peniculida; Parameciidae.
AUGAAUAAAAUAAUAGAUUUGUAAAUAAAGUGUUCAAAUAAAGAACAUGAUAGUUUUGUGUAGUUGGCUUGUUUUAAUGAAAAUUGUAAAGCAAAUAGAAUUUAUUGUCUUGAAUGUUUAAGAUUAGGAUAUCAUUCAGUUCAUCCAAAUGAACAAUACGAUUUGAUAAAAUUACUUUAAUUUAUAAAACAAAUCAGAUAAAAAAGUGAUGAAUUAAUUAAGCAAUUAUCUUCAUGCAUUGAAAAAAUUAAUUUAUCAUUUUCAAUUUUAAGUUAAGGAUUAAAAUAAAAAUAUUAAUUAUCAGAAGAUUAAAUCUAAAGAUUUGAUGCAAAAUAAUUAAAUUAAGCAUUGGAUUAGAUGCUAAAGUAUAAUGAAACCGCAGGAAAAAUAUUACUAGAUGUCGGGAAUUGUUCAAAAGAAACAUUCAUUUAAUUAAAUAAAAUUAGUACAUAGUUUGAACUAAAUGAAUUAAUUUAUUGUGACUAAAUUGAAUAAUAAAAAGGUUAAGCUUAAGACUUAGAAGGUAAAAUAUUGAUAAUCUAACAUAUAGCUGAUAUAGCUUUGUUUAUAUAUUCAAAAAAUUUUGAUUCAAUAUGUCUUAAGGGUAAAAUCAAUUAAAUACCAAGAUAUUAGCUACCUCUUUAAUAGAACUUAACAAAUAUAAUGAUGCAAUUAUUUGCAUUGAUAAAGCAUUGUUAUUAUUAGAUUCAAAUCAUGUUAAAUCCUUUUAUUUAAAAGGUAAAAUAUAUUAUAGAUCAAUUUAUUAGCUAAAUCCUUACUUAAUCUUCGCCAUUAUAAUGAUGCAAUUACUUGGGCUGAUAAAGCAUUGUUAAUAGAUUCAAAACAUAUUGAUUCAUUAUGUAUUAAGGGUAAGAUUUGUUAUUCACCGAUGUAUUAGCAGGUUCUUUAAGAUCGCUUGGCAAUUAUAAAGAAGCACUUACUUUUGCUGAAUAAGCUUUGUUAUUAGAUUCAAAGCAUGAGGUAUCAAUAAAAAUAAAAGGUAAAAUAGUAUAUAUUAUUAUAAAGCUCUAUGUGAAAUAAAUAUUAAACAGAAAGGUAUUUUAAUAAGUUGAUUAUCAAGUAAUUUUGAUUCUAUGA